CGCACCAUUUCCCUUCUCCUCUCUCCACGACGCAAAUCUCGGUGGAGGUUUCCCCUGCUCGCUGGUCUGCCCCUGCUCGCCGGUCCGCGCCUGCCCUGCUUGCCGGUCCGCGCCCGCCCUGCUCGCCGGUCCACGCCGCCGGGGCUGGCCGAUCUCGCGGGUCCGCGGCGGCGAGGGUGGCCUGGAUCUCGCCAGCGCCGGUGGCUUCGACGGUGGUGGACCAGAGAGGCAGAGCAGAGGCCGGCGGGAGUCCAGGUUGGAGUAGAGGGAGAGAGGGAGACGCGUCCGCGGUGGGGGAGGCGCAAGGCGGCGGCGCUGUGUACCGUUGGCGGUGGGGAGGGGCAAGGGCGGCGGCGCUGUGCUUCAUGUGUGUGUGCGGUGAGAUUUGGGGCUUGGUGGCUCAGACUCUGUUGGAGAAGGGCAGGAUUUGGGUGUGCAUCCUUUUACUGUAAGUGCUGACGGCGAUGGCGGAGGCGACGGAGAGGAGGAAGCGCGCGGCAGUCGUGGUACUGGGCGACAUCGGCCGCAGCCCGCGGAUGCAGUACCACUCCCUCUCGCUCGCUAACCAGGCCAGUAUGGAAGUGGACAUUGUUGCAAAUGGAGGAAGUGAUCCUCACUUGUCAUUGAGAGAGAACCCGUCAAUUCACAUCCACGAGAUGAAAACAGUGCAGUUAACUGGAAUUUCAAAGAUAUCUGGUGCCCUGGCACUUCUACUUAAAGCUGUUGUCCAGUUCAUUUUGCUGGUUUGGUUCCUUUGUUUUAAGAUUCCUCGCCCUGAUGUCUUUGUUGUUCAGAAUCCACCCUCUGUUCCAACACUGGCUGCUGUAAAAUUGGCAAGCUGGCUGAGAGGUGCUAAAUUUAUUGUUGAUUGGCAUAACUUUGGAUAUACAUUGCUGGGGUUAUCGCAUGGUCGAAGUCAUAUUAUUGUCAAAAUUUAUUUCUGGUUUGAGAAGCACUUUGGGCGGAUGGCUGAUGGUGCCUUUUGUGUUACAAAAGCAAUGCAGCAUGAGCUUGCUCAAAAUUGGGGAAUCAGGGCGACAGUUCUUUAUGAUCAAUCUCCUGAUUUUUUCCACCCUGCUUCAUUGAUGGAGAAACAUGGGUUGUUUAGCAGGCUAGGGAAUUCCAUCUGUAGUGCUAUGGGCAAUGCUGAUUGCAUAUCAGUGGAGGAAGUAGGGGAACACAUGAACACUACUGCCUUUACCAGUAACAUUGAUGGUGAAGUUUUCUUGAAGCCUAAUAGACCUGCACUUGUUGUGAGCAGCACAAGCUGGACGCCGGAUGAAGAUUUCAGCAUACUUCUGGAAGCAGCACUGAUGUACGACAGACGCGUCGCUGCAGCUUUAGGUGAAGAUGAUUCAAUGGAUGAGGAGCAACUUUGGAUCGAUAUCAAGAAUGGGAAGCAAUUUGUCUACCCAAGAUUACUGUUCAUCAUUACAGGUAAAGGACCUGAUAGGAAGAAGUAUGAGGAUCAGAUAAAAAGGUUGAAGUUGAGACGUGUUGCCUUGCGGACGAUGUGGCUUGCAUCAGAGGACUACCCUCUAUUGCUCGGGUCAGCUGAUCUAGGAGUGUCGUUGCAUACAUCUUCAUCAGGGCUGGACCUACCAAUGAAGGUGGUUGAUAUGUUUGGAUGUGGAUUGCCUGUUUGUGCUGCUUCAUUUUCCUGCAUUGAGGAGCUUGUAAAAGUAAACAAAAAUGGUCUUCUUUUCUCAACAUCUUCGGAGCUUGCUGAUGAACUUAUGAUGCUCUUUAAGGGGUUUCCAGAAGAAUGCAAUGCCUUGAAAUCCCUCAAAGAAGGUGCCAUGAAGUCAGCAUCAUCUUCAAAAUGGUCAACAGAAUGGGAAACCAAUGCCUUACCUUUGGUGAACCAAGUCAUUGGAUGAGAUGUGUGCUAACACAUAUCAAAUAGAAUUGUUCUAUUCCAGAGAAUCAGAGACAGGUGUGCUAGAGAGACCAGAUGUACAUCAAAAGGGUACGGAUUGCUUUCACCAGCCGCUGCCAAAAUCAGUUGCUAGUUUAUGCCAUGUGCUGAUGUGCGCCACUUCAGCAAAACUUGGGCAAUUUUAUAGAUACGAAGGUCUUUCCUUUUUAGGCUGGGAAACAUACUCUGCUGAACACAUGUAUAAGUUGUUUCAGGAUGUAUACUACUGUAGGCCAGCACUUUGUUUGAUAAUCUGGUCUAUAUUGGAAUAUCUUUAGUGUGUCACAUGACAAAGGAAACAUAGAAAAACCAUAUUGUUUUCCCUGGUGUUGAAGGCCAUCUGAUAAGAUCAUACGCAGACAGGCGUGUAUACAAACAAAAUUGUGCAAGGAACCUUUUUGCUUCCAUCCUGGAAGUUCAGAUCUCUAACACGAUGUCUGUAGAAUUAAAAGGAUAUGUCAGAUACAUGGUCAUAUCUUAUGUUUACUUGCAUAUGCACACCCUGUUACAAAUAUACUCUUGUACCAGAAAUGAACAUACACUGUGAAUCUGUUCUGAUCCAUUUGCCCCCUUCGUCCUCGGCCUGUACCUUGCCUUUCGGAGCCAUCUGGACCACCUGAUCAUCCGUUGUUGCAGCAUCAGGGAAUAGUGGGUUUUCAGGGUGCGCCUUCUUGAGCAGCAAACCCCAGACAAUCUGUCAAACAAGAAAGCCAUGUGUGGUACAGUUUCCCUGAAGCUUGGUCUGGGCCGCCGGAAACCUCCGAAGGCUCUUGUUGCAAGUGCUCUGAACGAUCUUGGCCUACCAAUGCCUCCACUCCUGGAGGUGGAAGAACAGCUCAGGAGCCGCUCCAGCUGCAGGUGAUUUACCCUGCCCAGCUCACCGGCUGUGGCGGUUCUUCUGGCUUCCGCGAGCGAUUUCAGCUCCUGCAGCUUGCUGAGCUCGUCCAGACGCCCACAGCUCUUCACUCUCUUCCCUUCUUCCCUCGUCCCGAACGUCCUGAUCGACAGCAUCGCCGUGGUCCAGCUGUCAUUGAGCUUGUCUGUCUGAGGAAGUCCACCGGAAGCGUCAGCUGCUGCAACACGGGGAGUGUAACUGUGUAAGAGUGUGAGUUUCAGCUAUACAGACACAUGAAAGAAUGCCGUUUCAGGCUUUCGGCUUUCAGCCUAUCACUUACGCCGAGCCAAGCCUGCGCUGAAUUCUGCAGAUCUCCUGCUGCGAGGCGAUCCAUGAAGCUUGGUCUGCAUCCAGUUGAGAACCUGCAUCCGCCACAGCAGCAAGAAUUAAACACCUGCAGUGACAUUCAGCCAUAGCAAGUUCAGACGAAACAGUGACAACGCCUGCGUAGCGUACCCCCAUGGUUACCGGUGCUCUAUUCUCUUGUGUAAGCAGCUCGGACAAAUGUAGGUGGUGAGGUGAAUGAAUGGUCUUGAUAUAUAGCUAGCGCAUGGUCGCAUGAAUGAUGCAAGUGUGUAUAUAUAUAUAAACUUUGGCCAUGUGGUCACAACUGAAGAAAAUCUGGUUAAAGAC
This is a messenger RNA of Sorghum bicolor (sorghum), 3446 nucleotides long. RefSeq names its product UDP-glycosyltransferase TURAN. Bases 465 to 1880 code for a protein of 471 amino acids. Lineage: Eukaryota; Viridiplantae; Streptophyta; Magnoliopsida; Poales; Poaceae. The record is from RefSeq and is a predicted model, not a curated record. Gene Ontology annotation, molecular function: mannosyltransferase activity. The transcript is spliced from 18 exons. Gene Ontology annotation, cellular component: endoplasmic reticulum.